UUGUAGGGAAGCUUUUCAUUCUGCACUAAAACCCUAAUAAAAAAAUAAAAAAAAACCCCCACUGGCAACACUACUAGCGAAGGGAAAAAUGGCCAUGCGUCCCCUCACAAACCCAAAUGAGUUUAUCUCAUCCUCUCCUAUCUACCACAAUGCAUUAUUGUCUCCCUCACCUUCUGUUUCUCUCAACCUGAGAAAAACAAUAAAUGCUCCGCAACGCCUCAGUCCUCGUUUGCGGUCGGUGAGAUGCUCCUUCUCGUAUGAAGAUAACGCGAAGAUUAAGGUUGUCGGCAUCGGUGGUGGUGGCAACAAUGCCGUUAAUCGCAUGAUCGGUAGUGGUUUACAGGGUGUAGACUUCUAUGCAAUAAAUACUGAUGCUCAAGCACUGUUGCAUUCUGCUGCUGAGACACCUAUUAAAAUUGGAGAACUUCUGACUCGUGGAUUAGGUACUGGUGGGAAUCCACUUUUGGGGGAACAAGCUGCGGAGGAAUCAAAAGAAGCUAUUGCUGAUGCUCUUAAAGGAUCAGAUUUGGUGUUUAUAACAGCUGGGAUGGGUGGGGGCACAGGUUCUGGUGCUGCUCCGGUUGUGGCCCAAAUAUCAAAAGAGGCAGGUUACUUGACUGUGGGUGUGGUUACCUAUCCCUUCAGCUUUGAAGGACGUAAAAGAUCCUUGCAGGCAUUUGAAGCCAUUGAAAAGCUGCAGAAAAAUGUUGAUACGCUUAUAGUGAUUCCGAAUGACCGUCUGCUUGACAUAGCAGAUGAGCAGAUGCCUCUUCAGGAUGCUUUCCGUCUUGCCGAUGAUGUUUUACGCCAAGGAGUACAGGGAAUUUCAGACAUUAUAACAAUACCUGGACUUGUUAAUGUGGAUUUUGCGGAUGUAAAAGCUGUGAUGAAGGACUCUGGUACUGCAAUGCUUGGAGUAGGUGUUUCCUCUGGUAAAAAUAGAGCAGAAGAAGCAGCAGAACAGGCUACUUUGGCUCCUUUGAUUGGAUCAUCUAUUCAGUCAGCUACUGGGGUAGUGUAUAAUAUUACUGGAGGAAAGGACAUAACCCUGCAGGAAGUGAAUAGGGUGUCUCAGGUGGUGACUAGUUUGGCUGAUCCUUCUGCUAACAUAAUAUUUGGGGCUGUUGUUGAUGAUCGCUAUACUGGGGAGAUUCAUGUGACUAUCAUUGCAACGGGCUUCUCGCAGUCAUUUCAGAAAAAGUUGCUAACAGAUCCAAGGGCUGCAAAGCUGCUUGACAAAGUGACUGAGGGCCAAGCAAGCAAGGCAAUGCCCCCUCCCCUCAAGUCCUCUGACUUACCUUCCACAGUUGAAUCUAGAGCAUCCCCUCGAAAGCUCUUUUUUUAGUUGCUUAGUUCUUUUACCUUUUUUCAUUUUUCUAAUUAUUACUAUAUUGUAGUCAUUCAGCUAUGUGAUGAUUUUGAAGCUUAUUUUAUUUAUUGAGAUAGUAUUCUCUUGGAUGUUAUUUCCUCCCGAAUAUGCUCGGUUAUUUUCAA
Molecule: messenger RNA, 1494 nt
Organism: Gastrolobium bilobum
Lineage: Eukaryota; Viridiplantae; Streptophyta; Magnoliopsida; Fabales; Fabaceae
Product: cell division protein FtsZ homolog 1, chloroplastic-like
Exons: 6
Coding region: 89-1345 (418 amino acids)
Biological process (GO): cell division; chloroplast fission; microtubule-based process
Cellular component (GO): microtubule; chloroplast; cell division site
Molecular function (GO): GTPase activity; GTP binding
Source: RefSeq, a predicted model, not a curated record